This is a messenger RNA of Lindgomyces ingoldianus, 2645 nucleotides long. RefSeq names its product fungal-specific transcription factor domain-containing protein. Gene Ontology annotation, biological process: DNA-templated transcription; regulation of DNA-templated transcription. The transcript is spliced from 3 exons. Gene Ontology annotation, molecular function: DNA-binding transcription factor activity, RNA polymerase II-specific; DNA binding; zinc ion binding. Bases 65 to 2473 code for a protein of 802 amino acids. Lineage: Eukaryota; Fungi; Ascomycota; Dothideomycetes; Pleosporales; Lindgomycetaceae. The record is from RefSeq and is a predicted model, not a curated record.
CUCAUCUCUCCACUCACUUGCCCCAAAUAUUAUCUUCAACACCUUCACAAUGGCGCAAAAAUAAAUGUACGAUAUGCCCGAACAAGUUGUACAGUCAAGAAUCGUAAGGAGAAGAAAUCCUCGUCCAAUUAACAGUUGCGUAGAGUGUCGGACGCGGAAGAGUCGGUGCUCGAAAACGCAUCCUUGUCAGAAUUGCACAGCGUUUGGGAGGGAAUGUGUCUUUAUUACGGUACCUGAGAGCGCAGCGCGCAGGAAAAAUAGAGAGUCGUCGAAGAGCAAUGCGGAUUGGACGCAGCCGCUUCCGGUUCGAACCCAAACGACCCAGCCGGAGAAUUCUAGUACCAAUGCGAUUACCACGACUCCCGGAACGCCUCCACGUGAUUACGAAUGGGAGGCAUAUCAACAACAUGUUGACAUAGACGGCGAUGCGUGGGAGAAGUUACCGGCCGAACCCGAAGAAACGCAUGAUGAUGUGUACGAAGACGAGAACGAAGAUGAAGAUCAGAUCGCAACGGAUCUCACCAUCCGGAUUGGAAGAAUGAUCAUAUGUGAGAACAUCACUGGUUUCUUCCGUCCUCAAUAUGCCGAAGAGCUUGGAAAGCUCCUUUCAGAGCACCCAGCGUUAACCUCAUCCGUUGCAGGGCAAAGAGCACCCCAGUCUUCUGCCCUCCUUUCGGCAGAGAACAUGCCGUCUCUGUCACCAUCGCUCAACCUGCUCUUGGGAGCUUCGGCACAUCUGCCUCAAGGCAGUGACUUAGAAUCUCUUCAGCUUCCUACACGACUAGAAGCUGAAGCGCUCUUCCUAAGAUAUGUAGAGUCUGUCAGCCCGCUAGCGCAUGUUCUGCAUAUCCCAUCUUUCAAGCGUGUCUUUGAAAGGUUUUGGAUGAAUAUCGAGAUCGGUAAUCCUAAUCAGAAUUCGUGCACAGCUUUGAUCUUGUCAAUUUGUAUGGCGGCAGCUGCAACUCUGUCCCCACUCCAAGCCAAAGCACAAUUUAGCAUCACCAAAGAGGACCUGUUUCUAAGAUUACAGAAGGCAACCGAACGAGCGUUGCUGCGCGCUAAUUGGUCGAAAACAUCUAAUAUCCGAACUCUUCAGGCACUCACCAUAUAUCUCAUACCCCUGUGUAGAGCACAGAUUUCUCGCGCCACCUCUGUCGUAGUUGGAGCUCUGGUGCGUCUAGCACAGUGCAUUGGGAUCCAUCGGAUCAGUCACAAUUCCGCAAACAGUCUGACGCCUUUCCAAAGGCAUGUCAGAUCUUUGCUCUGGUAUCAGAUCUGUUUCUUGGAUUUCAAGACUGCCGAGGCACAAGGCCCGCAUCCGUCUAUCCGAUCCGACGAUUUCGACAUACCACUUCCGUUGAACGUUGACGACGACGUAUUCGAGCUCGGAACAACACAGUGGCAGCCGCACCCCACGCCUAUUCAAGGAUGGACAGAUGUGACGUUGUCCCUGAUCCGUUACGAGUGCAACGAACUCCACCGCCUUAUCUUCCGCGGUAGGAUAGAGAUGGAUCGCAAAGCCAUCACGCUACACGACCUACGCGCCCGAGUUGAAGCGCAAAAACGACAGAUUCAUGCAAAAUAUCUCCACUUUCUAGACGCUCAUGUUCCCAUCCAAAGAUACGCUGGCCUCGUUGCAACACUCCUAAUGGCGCGUUGUGACUCGAUGCUACUUUACCGCCACCUCCCCCAAACAUCUAUCCAGCCGCGCUCAGAAUCUGAAAACCGGCUUCGAGACGUUCUUCUAACCGCUGCUCUCACAACACUAGAAAUAGGGGCUACGCUAGACACGCUGCCUUCACUAAGUUCAUGGGCCUGGUACUCAACUACCUACCAACAAUACCACGCAGUGCUCCUCCUCCUGACUGAGCUUUACCGGACACCGGACUUACCGCGGAAGGACCGAAUGGUGACAAUCAUCGACCACGUCUUCGGGCACUGCUACGGGAUCAGCGUGCGGGAACGAUGCUCGGAUUUACUGUGGACCGUUAAGGAGAAUCUUGAGGCUUUUUACAUCAUGAAGGGUAUUCGGAGUUACAAAUCCAUGGUGACGACGCCGACGCCACCAUAUUUCCCUAGCUCACAGCCACUUUCGCAAUCGCAAUCGCAAUCGCAAUCUCAAGGCCAAACACUCCAAUCUCUCACCCAACACCAACCCCAACAAUCCCAACAGCCUGGAACAGGAACAACAACAGGCACUUCUGCAACCCCAGAUUUCGCAUCCAUGACACUUCAAUCCCAACUAGCGAACCCCAUGGACAGCCUUAACGUUGAUCUUGACACUCUCCUUAACAACUUAGGAUCGGCAGGAAGCUCUGCUCCAGAGGGCUUUGAGGACUUUUUGUCUACUAUGCAGACUUCGGAUCCUAGCGCUAUAUUCGUGCCCGUGGAUAAUGGAGGAAAUGGUCCUGGACAAGGAAAUGAGUGGAUGGUGAAUGAUGGGUGGGGAUUUCAGGGAGGUUCGCAAGGAUGAGGAUUUAGAAGAGGAUUUAGACGGGGAUCUAGAUAAAGACGGUUAUGACUGUACGAUAUUAGAGUUUCCUUCUGGUCAGAGGUUUAUACGGGGGAUAUGAUCUGAUCGCUUUUCUUAGUAUUGGAUUCUGACAUUUAGGAAAGAUGGCUAGAGAUGAAGCUGUAUGUGUAGG